This is a messenger RNA of Coffea eugenioides, 2562 nucleotides long. Its product is annotated as B3 domain-containing protein At2g36080-like. The transcript is spliced from 3 exons. Lineage: Eukaryota; Viridiplantae; Streptophyta; Magnoliopsida; Gentianales; Rubiaceae. The record is from RefSeq and is a predicted model, not a curated record. Gene Ontology annotation, molecular function: DNA-binding transcription factor activity; DNA binding. The coding region runs from base 279 to 1439 and encodes 386 amino acids.
GAGUACAGCAUUGUAUAUCUCUUGGGGUUGGGGGGUACUUCAAAUCAAAUACUAUAGAAUAGUUCCCACAUCAAAAACCAACCAUAAUCAAAUCACGCCUCUCGGCGUCCCCCCUCACGAUCCCAAAACACCCACCCUCUCUCUCUCUCAGUCCCAUUACUUCUGUUUAGCAUCACUCAUCACCACCUCGCUCCUACUACUGCAAAGAUUUUCACAAAAUCAUAACACAUUCUCUCCUUUCUUUUCGCCUUCUAUUUUAAAAUUUAUCGAUCUUCGUGAUGUCCAUCAACCACUUCUCUUCGGACCUCCCAGAAACACACUACUGGUGGCCUCAACAACAGCAUCACUACCACCAUACCAUGGAACCCUCCUCCGCAAAAACUCCACCCUCCAGGCCCAACACCACCACCGCAGCCGCCUUUUGGCCCAAUUCCCACCUCUACCGGCCAAUCUCCGCCCACAAUCCGCAUAAUUCAGCAGCUUUCAGCUUCGACCUAAACAACGAAGAGGAGGAUGAAGCUCCUGCCAUUGAGGAUGAGAGGGAAAGCAACGCCCGCAUCAUCAGUGCCAAACAAGAGGAAGACAAGGAAAUAGUACCCAAAGAGCCCUUGUUCGAGAAGCCAUUGACCCCGAGUGACGUCGGCAAGCUCAACCGCCUCGUCAUCCCGAAGCAACACGCCGAGAAAUAUUUUCCUCUCAGCGGCGGCGGAGGCGGUGGCAACAAUGACUCGGGAGGAGAGAAAGGGCUGUUACUGAGUUUCGAGGACGAGUCCGGCAAGGGGUGGCGGUUUCGAUAUUCUUACUGGAACAGCAGCCAGAGCUACGUAUUGACCAAGGGCUGGAGCCGUUUCGUGAAAGAGAAACGGCUGGAUGCGGGGGAUGUAGUUCUGUUCGAACGGCACCGUCUAGACGGUGACCGGCUUUUUAUAGGGUGGAGGAAAAGGAGAGCAGGUGGUCCAAGCCAAGGUGGUCAAGAGGGUACUGGAGCUGCUCAAGCUCAGCCAGCUACGUCGGGCGGCGGAGGAGGUGGGUGGACCCGGGUGUACUUUCCAUCCGGGCAUCAUCCUUAUCCACAACAGCUGCAGCAGUAUCAUCAUGAUGAUGGUCAUGGGCCUGCCGUCCCAUACCAACCCGACUGUCUUCGUCCAGCAGCAGGAGUGUUGCAGAAUCAGACAACAGCAGCAGCAAGUGCCAACUCCAAGAGACUGAGGUUGUUUGGUGUAAACCUAGAAUGCCAGCAGCAACCAGAUCAUGAUUCCGAGACCUCCUCCGAGCCGCCCACAACACCUGAGGCUUCAUCGACAUGGACCCAGGAUCAAGCCCACUACCAAUUUCACUCCUACAACCCCAGACUUCAUCAUUCCUAUUUUAACCAUCACAAUCACAUGGAUAUCAAUUUCUCAGGAGACAUGAACCAGACGGGGUAUCGCCAGGGAUAAAGAUCUGUGGAUGUGACGUCCAGGAUUGACCAUUUGGGCGACUUGGAACUUCAAGGGAAAAUAAUAUAUAUAGUUUGGACACCAAAAAAGUGGGGAAAAAAUGGAGAGGCUGAAAAAACCAAAAAACCAAAAAAAAAAAAAAAAAAAAAAAAAAAAAAAAAAAAAAAAAAAAGAGAGCUAAGGGAGAUCCCGGAAACUUUCUCUAACCAGAAAAAGGUGGCAAUGGCUGAAUGGCUUACCAAACUGUCCCAACCCAAACCAGAGGGUGAGAAGAGAAAGCGCAUGCAAUGGAGAAGUUGAAAAUUGAAGCUUGAAAGAGACCUCAGUAGAGGUAAUGGCCAAAUCGGAAUGGACUUACCGGAGGCGACCAGGGGCCCACAAAAGAAAUAUUGAACAGCUGUAGCCUUGACCCAAAUUGAAGAAUGCGGGUCGUUAAAUCAAGAAUCUACUAUAAAAUAUAUGCAUAGGUUUUUUGCUAUUUUCGCUACUGUUGAGAUAUUGCCUGAACAUGUUUCGCAGGCUUCAUCAUCAUCAUCAUCAUAGCCGGAGAUGAUGGGUGGGUAAAGUGGUGAAAGGAUGGGAUUUUGCAGCAGCUUCACCGGUGCAGCAAAUAGCACCAGUAGGUUGACUGUUUAUUUCUCUUCCUCUGAGGUGAAACUCGAUCGACACUAAUGCUAAUCUAAUUCUAGAGUAAACUUUCUUUUUUUUUUGCCCACUUGCUUGUUAGUUUACGAGACGUGCAUGUUUGAGGGUUCAUCUCUUAUUCAUCCUAAAUCUGCAUUCAUCAGAAUGGUGAAAUUUUUAGACAAAAAUGAGGAGGUGUUUACAGUCUGCAUUAUAUUCACCAUCACUGAAAAUUGUUGGUAGAGUAGACAACGCAGCACUGGAGCUAAAACUAGCCCUCAGAAACUUGAAAUCUGAAAACCGAAAUUCUAAUGCGAGAUGAGUACUAAAGAGUAAAGACACCACGCAAUGCUUUGAAAGAUUAGCAUCAUCCACGUAUCUGCACCGUUUCUGUCAUUUGCACGUCCUCAUUCAUCCUCCAAAGUGCUCUUGCUCAGGAAAAGGGUUCACCGAGGAGGUUCAUUGAAGCCCACCAGAAGCAACUUUCAGUUUCAACCAA